GCAGAAAGAAGGGAUCACACACACUAUGACCACAUGUCAGUUGCGUCAGGUUUUGACCGACUCAGAGUAGAUGGCAUUCCUGAAGGAAUAAAUCUGACUACACAGCAGACUGAGAGUCUGUCAGCUGCAGAGAAAUGGAGUGUAAAUGUGAAACAGACAACUCUGAAGAUGCUGUUACGGGCUGGUGGCUGAACGGGAACAGCACCCAGAUGGGAGUUUACACUGUGGUGGGGUAUCUUCUCUACAGAUUCUCACAGACUCUUCCAGCUCUGAUCCGAUGGCCAAUUCGUCUCUUCUGCUCUUUAACUGGUCUAUCAGCUCUUUGGAGCUGGGUGAGCCGCCUAGUAGGGACCCUCCGUGGAAUCCAGAGCCUGUUUAAAUGGCUGUCUCGAUUUUGGCGGUUUAUCGUAGGAUUUUCCUCAAAGUGCAAAUGGCUGGUUGCUGCCAUUAAAGCCAUUACAGGGUCAUCCAGUGAUGGACCUUUGGAGACAGAUCAGAACAGCAGCAGCAUGAACAUGACUGCUGACUUCUCCAGCAGCGGUCCCAUGAAACCUGGCCUGAGACUGAUCCUCCUGGGGCCUGCUGGUGGAGGACGGACUUCCCUGGCAGACAGUUUGUUGGGCUGCAGUGCAGCCCCAACUGUGGGACCCCUGAUGGAGAGCACCAAGAGAAGGACAGUAGUGAAUGGUAGAGAGGUUGUAGUGAUCGACACCCCAGAUCUUCUGGAGCCGUCACUGGGGGACAGUAAGAGAGCCAGAGAAGCUCUGAGGAGCCUUCAGCUUGCUGGUCCCGGACCACAUGCCUUCCUGCUGGUGAUCCGGGCACCAGGCUCCAGCAUGGGGAUCGACCAAGAUGCCACUCAGGCAAUCCAAGCCGCCCUGGAGCUAUUUGGAGAUGGAGUCUUGGGGUACAUCAUCCCAGUGCUCACCCAUGCAGACCAUCUGGGUCGAAGGCGUACUGUAGAGCAGCUGCUGGAUGUGGAUGCUGGGAGUCUGAAAAGGGCUGUGUCUCUAUGCGGCCAGAUGCCUGAGCUGGUGGACAACAGGCCAGAUCGCCCUCCAAAGGUACAGAGCGUGAUGCGCAGGGAGCUGGUGGAACGUGUGGUGGAGAUGGAGGAGCUGAGGGGGCAUUUUGUCCACGAGCUGCAGAGGAGGGAGGACCGCGUCAGGGAGGAACUGCUGGCUGACAUGGCCUCUGCACUGGCUGGAAAACUGGGACACAUGUAAAUAGGAGAAGGAGAAGAAGUGGUGAUGUUGUUGAUUGAUGUGUGUCUGUGUC
This is a messenger RNA of Thunnus maccoyii (southern bluefin tuna), 1278 nucleotides long. Its product is annotated as GTPase IMAP family member 4-like. The record is from RefSeq and is a predicted model, not a curated record. The coding region runs from base 135 to 1226 and encodes 363 amino acids. Lineage: Eukaryota; Metazoa; Chordata; Actinopteri; Scombriformes; Scombridae. Gene Ontology annotation, molecular function: GTP binding. The transcript has 8 exons.